CUGCGGCCUCUCUGCUCAGCGGCCUCAGAGCCAGCUCUGGCUGUGCUGAGAUGGGGCUGCCCUGGCCAGGGCUGUGGCUGAAGAGGCUCUGGGUGCUCUUGCAGGUGGCCCUACAUGUGGCCGUGGGCAAAAUACAACUGAUACUCUGUCCCAGGAGAGUCAAGCAGCACAUCAUGGCCAUGAACCGGAAGAACCCCACUUUUUCCUAUGACAACUGGGUCCCAACCCUCUUCAGCACCCAGUAUUUCUGGUUCAUCCUGAAGGUCCGUUGGCAGCGACUGGAGGACACGACUGAGGAAGGGGGUCUGGCCCCAAACUGCCCCGUGGUGUGCCUCUCAGGACGGAGUUGCAACAUUUGGGACUUCAUGCAAGACAACCGGCCAUUGGUGCUGAAUUUUGGAAGUUGUACCUGACCUUCAUUUCUUCUCAAAUUGGACCAAUUCAAGAGACUGAUUGAAGACUUUAGUUCCAUAGCAGAUUUUCUCAUCAUUUACAUUGAAGAAGCACACGCAUCAGAUGGCUGGGCUUUUAAGAACAACGUGAACAUCAGGACUCACCGGAACCUCCAGGACCGCCUGCAGGCAGCCCACCUGCUGUUGGACAGGCGCCCCCAGUGCCCUGUGGUGGUGGAUACAAUGAAGAACCAGAGUAGCCAGCUCUACGCGGCGCUGCCUGAGAGGCUCUACGUGCUCCAGGAGGGCAGGAUCCUCUACAAGGGUAAAUCUGGCCCUUGGAACUAUCACCCAGAGGAAGUUCGUGCUGUUCUGGAAAAGCUCCACAGUUAAUCUGGACAGAUCCCCCAGCUCCAAGUGACCCACAGGGUGCUGCACAAGGCUUGGCUGUCCCCACAACCAGCUGGCUUUUAUCUCUUGACAGUGGAGUCCCAGGCUCAGAUAGUUCCGAUCUAAGCAAACAAUUGUUAUAAUCAAAAUGAUGCAACAAGUAAGCUGAGUGUUAGGGAAUGGACAACUCCACACUGCCUCCACUGUGGAGACCACUUUCAUUGCAUGACGUCUCAGAGUGUGCGACAGUCACAUUCCACGGGCGUCCUUCUGAGGUGUGCUCUCUCUCUCUAGCCACUCUAGCCCUUAGAUACAGCAUCCCUUAUAGGAGGUAAAUGCAUUUUACCAAAUUUGCCAUUUAUGGAAUUGAUCAUUAAGGCACUAAACUGGCUUUUAGAGCCAAAGAUGGGAGGACUCCAGGUAUUUAGAGAGAGAAGAAGAAUUGGAAGGGAGGGAGUAAGGAUGGGAGGAGACAGGAAAGAUAGUAAUCCUUUCCUUGCCAAAAGACUGAAACCAGACAGUGGUGGUGGUGGUGGUGGUGGUGAGGGAUGAGUUUCCAUGGUAACAUAUCUCCAAUUCCAUCACAAAGGAGGAGGGUAUUCACUUUACCAUCUUUGAAUAUAUUUCAUAGAAAUCUGGCUCUCUAUACCCUGGACUCUUCCACUACCUUUACUUACUCGUAUCAACAGACUCACUUGAGGGGGAGGAGUGGCUUCCCCCAAAAUUAUAACCUUGACCAAACUGGACAAUAGGCCCCAGCAAAGCUGUCAUCCAGUUAUGCAAAAGCUCAUAUUUGAAAUUCAGUUUCUCUUAUUUGUUUUGUUUUUUUUCAAGUCUCUUAAUGGUCAUUUGUGUUAAAUUAUAUCAGACUAAUGGAUUACCAUUGCUAUUCAUUUGUUUUAACUCUGCUUCUUUUCAUAUUUGUUGAUGACGGCCACAGCCUAAAGUACACACAGCUGUGACUUGACUUGAAAAAAAUAUUUUAAGAGGCAGCAAACUAAUACAGAAUGAUUAAAAUAUAUCAGCCUAUUGGG
Molecule: messenger RNA, 1816 nt
Organism: Rhinolophus ferrumequinum (greater horseshoe bat)
Lineage: Eukaryota; Metazoa; Chordata; Mammalia; Chiroptera; Rhinolophidae
Gene: DIO1
Product: iodothyronine deiodinase 1
Exons: 4
Molecular function (GO): thyroxine 5'-deiodinase activity
Source: RefSeq, a predicted model, not a curated record